AUGGCCACCACCUUCCACCUCUUUCCCUUGCUUCCAUGGGAGCUACGUAUUCGCAUCUGGAAACUGAUCUCUACGCCCCGGACUGUAAUGGCAUGGGCCCACGACUACGGGAGGCCACACCCUCCGGUCCCUUCUGUCGUCCAGACCUGCCGCGAAUCCCGUCACCACUCUGGUUACGAACGGCUCUUCAUCGAGGAUCGCCCGCCAUUCUACUACAUCUGGGCCAACCUUACCAUCGACACGAUUCACAUCUUCGAGCACCGCCUACCCUUGCAGUUCGCUGGGAAACACCGCAUCCGCUACUUGUGCCUCGAGCUGGUGCACCAGGUGGACCCGGACAAUGAGCCUUUUCGUGACGGCUGGGUGGACGUAUACUCCAAUGCCUUAAUCGAUUAUGUGGCUGUUCGGAGCAUGGUUGUCGUCUCGUUCAACGACGUGAGCGCCUGGGGCGGCCAUGUACACUUGUAUCCGUGGCCUUGCCCGCUCUCGAGGGUGAUGCUUGUCCAGGACGGGUUUGAGAAACAGAUUAGUGCGCAAGAGCUAAUGGACUCUUUAACGCCUAAAACGUAG
Messenger RNA from Colletotrichum higginsianum IMI 349063, 570 nucleotides. RefSeq lists its product as uncharacterized. NCBI's taxonomy places the organism in Eukaryota, Fungi, Ascomycota, Sordariomycetes, Glomerellales, Glomerellaceae. The record is from RefSeq and is a predicted model, not a curated record. The transcript has a single exon. Bases 1 to 570 code for a protein of 189 amino acids.